GCCCAGUGUGUACGCUACAUUAAACUGAAACAUUACCUGUUUAAACACAAAAAAUAAAAAUUAAUCGAAUUAAGAAGAUUUUAAGUUUAUUCGGCAGAUGUGAUAGAGGCACAUCACAGGCGGAUCGGCGUGGAGGCAUCCAGGACCAGGAUGCUGUUUGACUUAAUGAUAUAUUUUUGGCUUUCAGCCUCUAAUUGCAAUAAGAACGAGAUGUUUUUUUCUACGCCCACAGUUUCAACGGUUUCUUUAUUCCAUCGUCUAGCACUGGGAAAAGAUGGAAUAAACCAUGGAAACUUGAUAUCCAUAAAAAUAUAAGACUCCAAACUACCCCAAGAAUUCCAGUCGUUUUCUUGGAGAUAAAUUUUCAUCGAGAAAUUCAUUCCUUUCGAGCAGUUACGUAUACGCAAAGCUAUGGUGUUAGGAGGUGAACUGAGGCGGACCACGACAAUCAAUAAAUUGCGAACUAAAAGUCGUUGGCUUCAAUCCAGUGCAGUGUGACAUAAUAACCAGAGAGAACUCCAGCUUUCCGUGAUGUCACUGGUUCCGAUUUUGUACCACGACUGGUUGGAUGACGUCUGGGAUGCUCCGUUACGUAGUUCCAGGAUCUUGGAUCAGCACUUCGCCACAGGACUCCUGGCAGACGAUUUGUUCAGUGCAGUAACAACCUACCCAAGACAAAACUAUCGUCGGCAUGGUUACUAUCGACCUUGGCGGACGGUUCGAUCCCAGCGAGAUGCGGGCUCGUUUGUGAGUAUGGACAAAGAGCGCUUCCAAAUUAAUCUGGAUGUGCAGCAAUUCACCCCGGAUGAGAUCAGCGUUAAAACCGUGGACGAUAUGGUGGUGGUUGAGGGGAAACAUGACGAAAAACAAGACGAACAUGGAUAUGUAUCCAGGCAGUUUUUGCGCCGAUAUAAAUUGCCAAGUGGUCACGAAGCAGCAGACGUUACUUCGUCGCUAUCGACGGAUGGAGUUUUAACGGUAACUGCUCCUAAAAAGGUGUUGCUGCCGCCGGUGAAUGAGCGUAUCGUAUCAGUUACGCAAACGGAUGAAAUAUUCAAGGAUAAAAAUUCUAAUAAUAAACAUCAAGAGAAGAAUUAGAUUUUCAGAAUUUAAGGAAAUGUUGUCAAUCGAAACCUACUAAUGUUUUUUUGAAAUUAAAAGAUUUAUUUAUCUAGCGUUAUAAAA
Armigeres subalbatus is the source of this 1185-nucleotide messenger RNA. Its product is annotated as protein lethal(2)essential for life-like. The transcript is spliced from 3 exons. Lineage: Eukaryota; Metazoa; Arthropoda; Insecta; Diptera; Culicidae. Gene Ontology annotation, biological process: protein refolding; response to heat. Gene Ontology annotation, cellular component: cytoplasm; nucleus. The record is from RefSeq and is a predicted model, not a curated record. The coding region runs from base 532 to 1098 and encodes 188 amino acids.